Messenger RNA from Thalassophryne amazonica, 1920 nucleotides. RefSeq names its product zinc finger protein OZF-like. The record is from RefSeq and is a predicted model, not a curated record. The transcript is spliced from 2 exons. Bases 233 to 1525 code for a protein of 430 amino acids. NCBI's taxonomy places the organism in Eukaryota, Metazoa, Chordata, Actinopteri, Batrachoidiformes, Batrachoididae.
CGUUCGCUACAAAAGAUGUGGAUAAAGGAAUGUGCUGUCAAGAAGAAUAAAGUUUUACAGGACUUUUAUUGUGAAAUCAGCCCACCUCUUCUCACUGUUUGAAGCUUGACUACCAACAUGGCGCUGUGUUUGACCGUUCAGGCUGCCACUCACUAAAAUCUGUAAAACGUUUGUUGGUUAAAGUGAUUUUUUUUGUACCUUUAUAACGUGGUUUGCAACGUGAGCGUGUAAAAUGUCUAAAGGAGAACUACUGAGAGCGCUGGUGAAGCAGCGACUGGCUGCGGCUGCCGAAGAGAUCUUUGUGCUGUUUGAAGGAACCAUGGCAGCGUACGAGCAGGAACUUUGUCGUUCCAAAGAGGAGAACCUACGACAGCGCCACCUACUGGACGCUGUUUUAAACCCUCACGUUCGCUUAGAUGCAUCAGACCUGCAAGAGAUGUUGGCGGGUAAAGAAAAGCAACACAACCAGAUUCCCUGUCUGGACCAAGAAGCUGCAGACUGCCCUCAGCAGGACUGGAGUCUGUGUUUGGACCACAAGGACUCUGAUCCUGCGUACAUUAAAGUGGAACAUGAGGAGGUUGAUGUCACCGAGUUCCAUUCUCCUGUCAUCACUAUGAAGAGUGAAACUGAUGAAGCGGAGACUGACAACAGUCAUUUCUGGAAGGAGACCAGGCAACAAGCAUCAGGUUUAAAAAUUACACGGACCAGCAAGGUGUCUGUGAGUGAUAUGGUUUGUGAGAAUGAUAAGAAAUCCUUUGUCUCUGGGUCCAUUACCCACAGCAAUAUUAAACUUGAACUUUGUCACAGAGCUGAGACACUGUACAGCUGCUCUAUUUGUGCUGCAGAUUUUCCAUCAGAAGAAAACCUGGAACUACACAUGGGCCUCCACCAGGGGGCUCCCCAGCUUGACCUCAGACUUUGUGCCCAAACAUUGAAUCAGUAUGAAGAGUUCAAAGAGGAUUUGGGCCAUCAAAACCAAACUGAGGACCAAAGACUACAAGAAGCCAAAUGGUUUGAUCCAGAUGGUCAGACUGAGCCACCGACUGAUGAGACCUCAGUUAUUUCUGAGCCUGAGACUGAUGUCGACUGGGAGGAUAUCAGAGACACUCAGUCAGGGUUAACAUCUGUGAGAUAUGAUAAUGUCUCUGUAAGUAGUAAAACUUGUAAUACAGGUGAGAAACCAUUUAUGUGCUCUGAAUGUGACACUAGAUUUGUUCACAAGAAAAGUCUGCAGAGACAUAUGAGAACUCACACAGAAAAGAAAACAUGCAAAUGCUUAACAUGUCAUCAAAUAUUUUACAAGGAGGAUUUGAAUGAGCAUAUGAGAAGUCAUAAAAAAGAGAAACCAUUUAACUGCCCUCUGUGCGGCACAAGAUUUGGUCAUAAGAAAAGUCUGUCAAGACACAUCAAAGCGCACUCAGGAGAGAAACUAUUCAGCUGCUCAGACUGUGGCAAAAAAUUUGGUCGCAAAUCCCAUCUCAUGAGACACGCAAUGAUUCAUAUGAGGCAUAAAAUAUUUCAUUGAACAGCUGUGGAAGAAUUUACAGUGAAGUGGCAAUACAUACAACAAGUAUUCAAACACAGGCUUUUACAGAUUAUUAUAGGAUGUCAAGUUUUUAAAAGAGGAAAAAUUUAGCCUUCUUUACAUAAAAAUUUGAAACAGUAUUAUUAAAGUGAGAGCAAAUCUUUAUAAUAUGAUUUAGGUGAAAUAGAACUCUAAGGCCAUUGGAGGGUCCAGCAGUCCAUGAUUUAUCCUUAAAGGAUUCCUCUUGUCUAUCUGUUUCGUGUGUCUGUUCUGACAGUGCAUGAAGCAAUUGUGCUGCAUUAAGAACAGGAGCAAUCAGAGAUUUCUGUCCAUCAAUCCACAUCCGGAUCACCUUCAAAAUGCAGUGGAGUCUUCCAUGCGCUAAUAUCUAUCUG